UGCACGCGCACGCAUAAGCACAUACACACCAUCUCUCCAGCCUGUUGAUUUAUGGAAACAAUUAUAAUUCUGGUGGAGUCUUUCUGAGCUGAGAAAGUUUGUAGCUACAGUAGAGUGUCUCAUGUUGCAAAAAGGAGACAACAGAAAUGGAGUACUUGGGUAUCCAGCUCUUAUCAACAGGAACAAAUCUUUUACUUUCAGUGCAAGCAGCAAAUUCAAGUAGUAAAGAAGGUCACAACAACAAAGGUUUUUAUAACUUGUGUCUUUAAAGGAUAUUCUGACUGAAGAGAUAUUUUAAGAAGCUCUUCUAUUUCGCCAUUAACUAUUAAGGAAUAACGAUCAGAAUUCUAGAAGAGGGAGCAAUCUCACUUAAAUGAAUCUGUAACUCGUAAAGACAGAAGGCAGGUCGGUGACCUAAGAGCAACAGUCUACUUGAGAUUUAAUUUUCAUUAUGUUGUUCAUGAACACCCAGAACACUGCACUAUAAUGCACAAAUGGAUACUGACAUGGAUCCUGCCAAUUUUGCUCUACAGAUCAUACUUUUACAUUAUCUUUCUAAUGGGCACUAUAUCUUUAGCUUGCAAUGACAUGACUCCAGAGCAAAUGGCUACAAAUGUGAACUGUUCCAGCCCUGAGCGACACACCAGAAGCUAUGAUUAUAUGGAAGGGGGGGAUGUAAGAGUGAGAAGACUUUUCUGUCGAACUCAGUGGUAUAUGAGGAUUGAUAAACGAGGCAAAGUGAAAGGGACAAGAGAAGCAAACAACAACUACAGUAUUCUAGAAAUCCGAACAGUGGCAGUUGGCAUAGUGGCAAUCAAAGGAGUGGAAAGUGAAUAUUUUCUGGCAAUGAACAAGUCAGGACGGCUCUAUGGAAAGAAAGUAUGCAACGAGGACUGCAACUUCAUUGAACUGAUUGAAGAAAACCAUUACAAUACAUACGCUUCUGCAAAAUGGACACACAAAGGAAAGGAGAUGUUUGUUACACUAAACCACAAAGGGGUCCCCAUGAAAGGUAAAAAAACAAAGAAAGAACACAAAGCAUCCCACUUUCUUCCUCUGGCAAUAUCCUAAUCACAAAUAAUCUAUAAAGAACUAGUUCCAGCAGGAAGAUUAAUUUUAAGAAGACUGUUUGACAAGAUACCAAGAGAGGCUGGAAUACUACUGAGAAACUGAACAAGCUGGACUUGCGCAUUUAUGUUUAUUUUUAAGAGACUACAUGAAAAAGAUUUGAAAAUAUACACAAAACCUGAUUUACUAACUAAAAGUUGUAAAAAAUUCUAAAGAGUUGUACAAU
Molecule: messenger RNA, 1294 nt
Organism: Ficedula albicollis (Collared flycatcher)
Lineage: Eukaryota; Metazoa; Chordata; Aves; Passeriformes; Muscicapidae
Gene: FGF7
Product: fibroblast growth factor 7
Exons: 4
Coding region: 487-1071 (194 amino acids)
Biological process (GO): cell differentiation; positive regulation of peptidyl-tyrosine phosphorylation; positive regulation of DNA-templated transcription
Cellular component (GO): cytoplasm
Molecular function (GO): growth factor activity; type 2 fibroblast growth factor receptor binding
Source: RefSeq, a predicted model, not a curated record